UUUAUCUUCAUCAUGUUGAGCACAUUAAAAUAUUUAUGUCCUAAAAAAUUGUCUUUUUUUCAAGGAUUAACAAAUAUAAAAAACAGAAGUUUUUGGAAAAAUAAUUUACGUAAUGAAAGGUUAAUUUAUCCUGAUGAAAUUGUCAAUGAAACAUUAUUAAAAAAUGGUAUGAAAUUAUUUUGUGAAGAAAAAAAUGCAAAUACAACAAUUGUCGGUUGUUUUUUAUCAGCUGGAUCAAUUUAUGAGCAAGAAAAUGAAAGAGGAGCAUCAUUAUUCAUGGAACACUUGAUAUUUAAUAAAACAAAAAAUAUGAUGGCUGAAGAUAUCGAAAAUCAAUUGGCAAAUAUUGGUGGAAAAUUUUCAGCAAUUGCAAUGAGAGAUGUAUUUAUAUUAUAUGGCAUAGCUCCAUCAUUGAAUGUUGAAAAAAUUAUUUCAAUGCUUGCUGAGUUUCUUUUUAAUGGUUUAAUUUGUGAUGAUGAUGUUGAAAAAGUAAAACCAGUUAUAUUACAAAGAUUAAAUGAAAUGGAAAAUAAUCAUGAACAAGUUGUUAUGGAUUAUUUAUCGUCAAUUGCAUAUCAAGGUACAUUACUUGGAAAAAGUAUUUACCCAACAACUUGUGAAAUUAAAAAUAUAACUGAAGAACAAAUUAAUUCAUUUAAAAAUCGUUUAUUUAAAUCUUCAAACAUGACAAUAAUCACAACUGGUGGAACAGCUAUUGAAGAAGUUCAAUGUCUAGCUGAUCAUUAUUUUUAUGAUGAGAUUAAAAAUUGUAACAACACUGAUCCAUGUUUGACAGUUUGUCCUGAUGAAGUUUAUCCAAAAUGCAUGUCUUUUAGAUUUACUGGUUCAGAUAUGAGAGUACGAGAUGAUGAUAAUAACUUUGGACAUGUAGCAAUUGCCAUUGAAGGUCCUGGUUAUGAAAAUAGUAAUGAUCAUUUUGCUUUAAAUAUAGCAAAAGAAAUAGUUGGUGAAUGGAAUCUUGGAAAUUCUGGUGGUCAUAAUAAUUGUCAUAAUGUUGCUCAAUGGUCAUCGAAAUUUGAACUUUGUCAUCUUUAUAAAUCAUUUAAUAUUGCCUACAACUGUACAAGUCUUUGGGGUUGUUAUUUUGUUUCAGAAAAGCUCAAAAUUGAGGACAUGAUUAAUAUUAUUCAAAAAGAAUGGAUGAGAUUAUGUACAUCAUUAACAAGCCAUGAAUUAACAAGAGCAAUAAAUAAUUAUAAAACAAAAAAAUUAAUAAUUAUAAAUGAUCCAGUUGGUCGUUUUUUUGAUUUAACAAAUUGUAUUUAUCGAAAUGGAAAAUACGAAACAAUAUGCCAAAGAUUGGAACGUUAUGAAAAUAUUAAUGCUGAUGUUUUGUGUGAUGUUGCUGAUAAAUAUAUUUAUGAUAAAUGUCCAGCUGUUGUUGGACUUGGUAGCGUUGAAAAUCUGCCAGAUUAUAAUCUUAUCAGAUCAUCCAUGUAUUUACUACGAAGAUAAAGGAAAAACAGUUAAAUUUAACAAGAAAAAAUUAUUAUUUUUCAUGAUUUUUAUUAUUCAGACAGGAAGUAAUAAUUAGUUAUUUUUUUUUCUUCUAAUACACAAAAAUUAUACAGCUAUAAAUUAUCAUGGAAAUUAUUAUUUUAUUUUUUCAUUGAUUAAUAAAACAUUGUGUUAUACAGUGAUAAUAAUAAAUUAGAUUUUUUAAAAAUUAUUAAUUACACGACAGUUACUUUUUUUUUAUCAAUAAAUUCUUUAAAUUUUUUUUUAAUAUUUUUUUUUUUCAAUUUGUUGGUCAAUGGCAAAUAUUAUUAUAUACUUUAAUCAUUUGACAUUAAUUUUUUAUAUAUAUUUUUUCAAUCAUUCAUACGUGUUAAUUAUAUUCAUAGUAAAAUGAUAUUGUUGAUUAAUUUUAUUUUAUAUUUUUUUCUUUGAAAAUUUCAUUUUUCGAUUAACAUGAUUUUUAUUAUUAUUAACACUUUUCUUUGGUCUUUUUUUUUUUUAUUUUUUUUUUUAGUUUUUUAUUUAUAUCGUCAAACACAUAUUCUUAUUUACACAUACAUGCAUCUAUUAUUUAAAAGACACUCAUAUAGAAAUUAGGUUUUUUAUAUUUCAUCAACAGAGCCAACAGCUUGCUAUUGUUUUUCUUUUAUUAAUAAUAAUUUUUACUGUAAUUGCGUAUACGAUAAAAUUAAUGUUUUUAAAUCGUCAUUUUACUAAGAAAAAUACCUAGCUGCCAUUUUUGUAUUUUGUCAAUAAUAAAAGGGCCUAAGUGUUUUUUUUUUAAUUUCAAUUUUUCGAAUUUUUUCGAACUUAUUCAAAAAUUUUUGCGAGAAAAAAAAAUCAUAUAAAGAAAGGCUUAUAUCCUACAUGUCAAAAU
Aphidius gifuensis is the source of this 2356-nucleotide messenger RNA. Its product is annotated as mitochondrial-processing peptidase subunit beta-like. NCBI's taxonomy places the organism in Eukaryota, Metazoa, Arthropoda, Insecta, Hymenoptera, Braconidae. The record is from RefSeq and is a predicted model, not a curated record. Bases 13 to 1476 code for a protein of 487 amino acids. The transcript has 7 exons. Gene Ontology annotation, cellular component: mitochondrion. Gene Ontology annotation, molecular function: metalloendopeptidase activity; metal ion binding.